AGGACCCUCCAUUCAGAGAUGACCCGAUGACCUCAUCUACAAACCUGAGACAAAGAUGGAAAAAUCAAGGCGGCGCACUAUGUUGCAACGAAAAGAAGUCAAAAAAGAGGAGUCAGAAGAAGUGAAAGAAGGAAACAGCAUUAAAAAAGAAGAAUCAACUGAGAUGGGUGUGCAGAUUGAGGAUGAAGUGGGUGAUAACUCAGAGCCAACCAGGAAGCGAGGUAGACAGCACAAAGAUGACAAAGCCCCUCGGCAGCCAAAGCGAAGGAAAAAGCCCCCAGUGCAGUAUGUCCGCUGUGAAAUGGAAGGCUGUGGUACUGUCUUAGCCCACCCGCGCUACCUACAGCACCAUAUAAAAUACCAGCACUUGCUAAAAAAGAAGUAUGUGUGUGAUCACCCUUCAUGUGGGCGCUUGUUUCGUCUGCAGAAGCAGCUGUUGCGCCACGCGAAACACCACACAGAUCAAAGGGACUACAUCUGUGAGUACUGUGCUCGUGCCUUCAAGAGCUCCCAUAACCUUGCUGUGCACAGGAUGAUCCACACAGGAGAGAAGCCAAUUCA
Messenger RNA from Lates calcarifer (barramundi perch), 561 nucleotides. RefSeq names its product E3 ubiquitin-protein ligase ZFP91-like. Lineage: Eukaryota; Metazoa; Chordata; Actinopteri; Centropomidae. Gene Ontology annotation, molecular function: transcription coregulator activity. The annotation marks the transcript as partial. Gene Ontology annotation, cellular component: nucleus. The transcript has 6 exons. The record is from RefSeq and is a predicted model, not a curated record. Gene Ontology annotation, biological process: regulation of transcription by RNA polymerase II.